Cokeromyces recurvatus is the source of this 699-nucleotide messenger RNA. RefSeq lists its product as uncharacterized. Gene Ontology annotation, molecular function: RNA polymerase II complex binding. The transcript is spliced from 3 exons. The record is from RefSeq and is a predicted model, not a curated record. Bases 1 to 699 code for a protein of 232 amino acids. Gene Ontology annotation, biological process: transcription-coupled nucleotide-excision repair; response to UV. Gene Ontology annotation, cellular component: chromosome. NCBI's taxonomy places the organism in Eukaryota, Fungi, Mucoromycota, Mucoromycetes, Mucorales, Mucoraceae.
AUGGAAGGAUGCUUUGAGAUUUUAAUACCAAAGAAUGAUCUUAUAAUGGACGAUGGGACUGCUAUAGAUUUUGAUGCGUUAUUAAAGGGAGAAAGAAUAAUAGAAAACGAAGCAGAAAAUCCUGAUACAUACAAAGAUAGUAUUUUAUCUCAUGGAUUAGGCUCAAAUAGAUAUAAGAUUACAAUCGACAUGUCCGAGGAUUCCUUAUUAGAAGACAUAAAGGAAACAUAUGAAAACAAGAUUAUUUUUGAUGAAUUGAGAGAGGCAUAUAGCAUUUUAAUGACAAAGCACAUGAAUCAACUAAAUACAUGGUUAAAUACACUUAUCAGAAUGGAUGCCAUGCCAAAUAAAAUUGAAAAAGAAAAGAUAGUAAAAGAAUUAGUUAGCCUAAAGGCACAAGCUACAGAAGAUAUAGAAAAGGCAAAAUUAUUAAAAAUCGAAAUAAUUCCACAAGAAGAAAGAAAAAAGCUUGAUAUGACAGAUAUUAAAGAAGAAGAAGACGAAGACGAUGAAUUUGAGGAUGAGUUAUUUGAAGAAAUAGACUUGCAUCAGACGAAAUCUAAAAGAGAUGAAAAUACACUUAAUAGUUCAAAAUUACCUCCAUUACAACGCAUUUUCCCUUUAUCUUAUGAGCCAAGCAUGAUGGAAGAUGUCACUUAUAGUGGUCCACCCAUGAUACAAAAUAAUGAUAUAGAGUAA